UUAAAAAAGAACCAGGAGUGGCUAUAUUAUAAUGGAUAAGCUAUAUUGCAGAGCAAAGAAAAUCACCAGAGACAGAGGAAGAAGGCAUUACAUAAAAAAGGGUUGAUGUACCAAGAAGAUGUAGGAAUCUUAAAUGUGCAUGUACCAAACAACAGACCUUGAAAAUAGGUAGAGAAAAGCAGGUAGAACUGAAACCAGAAGUAGUCAAGUCAGUGAUUAGAGAUGGAAACUUCAACAACGUCUCUGAACAGUUAACAGAACAACUAGACAGAUAAUCAGGAAAGAUAUAGAAAAAAACCAACACCACAGUCAACCAUGGAGAGGCAGUAGGUUACUGUGGAAAGAGUCCAGCACCAGGGUAUAAAGAGCCACCACGGAGAAGAACAUGAGUUGGAAGAUGCCUCCAAAUUAGAAAUUGGUAACUUUUUCCAUCAGUCUGUGCCCUCAGAGCGAGUCUUAGCUCUCCCCAUCAGUGUCUGCAGACCUAGUGUGUGCAGGGCUAGAAGAGGUCAGAGAGUCCCGCAGUCGAUCCUGAGAGCUCACUCAGUCCUCCCUCCACUCUUGUAGCUAACGGCACUGAGGCUGCUCUCCACUCCUGGGGUCUGUGUAUUAGGCACUGACAGUGCCCAGCGUCAGGGACCAGACCCUCAGGCCUCACUUCCUAGCAGUGUGCUUGCAUUUCCUCAGAGCAUCGGCCCAAGCUUCUGAAUUGGAUAUGUUAAAGCAACCAUAAUUUGCAUAUAAAAUCUAAAGUUACAUUUGCAUGAAUGGUGUUACCUCUAAAAAUACGUAGACCAGAUUUUAAAUGAGGACAGAAUGCACAGAAUCUCUAGAACUACUUUCGAAUAAGUGACCCUCUGGCAAACUGCAUGAAUCUAGAGGCAGCAGUAUGAACUCUUAGCUUUUUAAUUUCUUGCCUGAUCAACCAUCACUGAAAAGUUAAUAGCUCAGCAUUAGGAACCUUAUUGUGCAGAGAUUGGCAAACGAUGGACCCACGGGCCAAAUCUGGACUGCCACGUGUUACUGUAUGUGAAGUUUUAUCGGAGCCUAGAGAGCAACAUCAGAACCAUCUGGGAACUUGUUGGAAAUGAAAUUCUCCUGCUGCAGACUAUUGACUCAGAAACUCAGGGGGUGACACUCAGCACUGUGUGUUGGAGAAAAGUUGGAGAACCCGUGGAUUACAGUGUCCUACCAUACACUGGCUAGUGCUGUGAUAUGGCGGUACCUAAUACCUUUGUCUUCUCUAAGGACGCAGUUCAGCCAACAUCCCUGGAUGCUGUGGCCAUGCACCUGAUCCCUCACUGGGCCUGAAAGUACACAGGCUCUGGCCUCCCAGGGAAGCAGGCAUGCGACCGCAGUGUGGCGUGUGGAGUCUUCUAGGGAUGCAUGAGCUCUGCAAGCCUGGAGCGAGGAGGACAGAACUACCAGAAGUGAUAGACUUUCCUCGUCACGUCUAUGUUUCUGGAGGUAGGGUGUAAGGUCCCCCUUGAGACAGGCCUCGGGAAGCAGGAUGAGUGAGAGCCACGCCCAGGUUGCAGCGGUGAGCCUGGAGCCCAGGCUCGGAGCUGGAGGAGGACAGCCCAAACUGGAGUGCCAGGCAGACGGGAUCACCACAGCACAGGCGGCAGCAGACGGCUCAGGGAAGGACGAGACUGGGCCGGAGGGAAUGGAGGAGUGUUGCUCUUCUUUCUUUUGCCUGCCUUGGUGUGCUGGGCUGCAGGAUCUGAGGACGUGAUUCAGGACAAAGACCUAGCUCUGGGGUCCGGCUGGAGAAGAAGCAGAGAGCAGCAGUACCUGAGCGAGAUGAAGCAGAAGCUGGCCGAGGAAGGCAGCAAGUGCAGCAUCCUCUCGAAGCACCAGAAGUUCGUGGACCACUGCUGCAUGCGCUGCUGUUCACCCUUCACCUUCCUGGUCAACACCAAGCGCCGGUGUGCCGACUGUCAGUUCAACGUCUGCAAGAGCUGCUGCUCCUACCAGAAGCACGAGAAGGUGUGGAUCUGCUGCGUCUGCCAGCAGGCCAGGCUUCUGAGGACCCAGUCUCUGGAAUGGUUCUACAAUAACGUGAAGAGUCGCUUCAAACGCUUCGGCAGUGCUAAGGUCUUGAAGAACCUGUACAGGAAACACCGGCUGGAGAGCGGGGCGUGCUUCGAUAUUCUAGGAGGAAGCUUUUUCGAGGCAAACCUGGAGAAUGAAGGAAGUGUGUCAGGCAGUGAUUCAACAUUUUAUAGACAGUCUGAAGGACACAGCAUGAUGGACACAUUGGCUGUCGCCCUGCGGGUGGCUGAAGAGGCCAUCGAGGAGGCAAUUUCCAAAGCAGAAGCCUAUGGGGACAGUCUGGACAAGCAGAAUGAGGCCAGUUACCUGCGGGACCACAAGGAGGAGCUGACGGACGAACUGGCCACGACCAUCCUGCAGAAGAUCAUAAGAAAACAGAAGAACAAAGGCGAGCAGCAAAUGGGAGAAGAGCCAGAGUGGUCACAGCCCCAGAGCUGCAGUGCAGAGGCCGCUGACGAGGGGACCGCAGCCCCCCCGGGAGGCCCCCGAGCUCCCUCCACCCUCUGGCGAUCCCAGUCUGCGUUCUCACUCACCAGAGAAGAUGCCCCGAGGACCCCUUCGCUGGAGGCUAUGUCAAGGCCGCCCAGGGGCCAGGACCAGCCACCGAGGGAGGAGGCAGCCUUGCCCAUCUGGAAGAGCGUGGACGGGCUGGACGACACAAACCUGGCCGCGGUUUUGCAGAGCCCCGACGGGAACUGGGUGGCCCUGAAAGAUGGCGCUCUGCCGCCCACCCGCCUGCUGGCCAAGCCCAAGAGUGGCACGUUCCAGUCCCUGGAGGCAGCCUCCCGCGUGACAUCUGCCUACGAGGAGAUGGGCUCCGAAAGUGAGGAGGACUUUGACUGGAGUGAGGCCUUGAGCACGCUGUGCCCGCGGCCCCCAGGCCUGCCCAGGAGCCCCCAGCCUCAGCCCACACAGGCCCAGGGCUCGGACCAAGGCCCCUCGGCCACCUCCGCCUCCUCCGGGCUCUCUCCCAACCCCGAGGCCAUGUGCUCCGACUCAGAGACGUCCUCUGCGGGCUCCUCCCGGGAAGCUGGACGCCGGGCCAGACUGUCCUGGUUGCAGAGGAAGGCCCCCAGGGACCCCGCCGCGGAGAAGAUACGCCUGCAGGGAGAGCUGGACGUGAACUUCAACCCCCAGGCAGCCAGCAGGGAGACCUCGGACAGCAGCGAGCCCGAGGAGAUGCCCCAGGCUGCGGACCGGAAGGCCAGGAGGUGGAGAAGGGCCCGUGUGGGCUCAGAGGAGCCGAGCGAGGAGUUGUCUUCUCCCAACGCCCAUUGCCAGGGGCUGGAUGCACAUCAGGCAUCCGGUGAUUUGUCGGAGACCGACACCAGCAACGACGCCAGGCACCCUCGGAGCCGGGCGGCCGCCACGGAAGAGAAACUGAGAAACAGGCUGUACGAGUUAGCAAUGAAAGUGAGCGAGAAGGAGACCUCUUCGGGGGACGAUCAGGAGUCGGAGCCCAAGACGGAGUCUCAGAACCCCAAGGAGAGUCUGUCCUCUGAAGACAACAGCCAGGGCGUCCAGGAAGAGCUCAAGAAGAAGUAUUCUGCUGUUUCUCUCUGCAACAUCUCCACAGAAGUCCUGAAAGUCAUCAACGCCACCGAGGAGCUGAUAGCAGAGUCCGCAGGGCCCUGGGAGUUCCCACCUGUCCCUCCCGACAGAGAGAAGGGGACAUUUCCUCUUGGGACAGACCAAGUGAGACUGGAUGAGCAGCUGACUUCUCUGGAAGAAAACGUGUACCUGGCGGCAGGCACCGUGUAUGGACUCGAAGGCCAGCUGAGUGAACUGGAGGAUGCCGCCCGCUGCAUCCACAGUGGCACCGAUGAGACCGAACUGGCGGAUCUGGAGGACCAGGUGGCCACGGCCGCAGCCCAGGUUCACCACGCUGAGCUCCAGAUUUCUGAUAUUGAGAGCCGGAUUUCAGCCCUGACCAUUGCAGGAUUAAACAUAGCACCGUGUGUCCGCCUCACAAGAAGACGCGAUCAGAAGCAAAGGAACCAGGUGCAAACCAUAGACACAUCAAGGCAGCAGAGGAGGAAACUGCCUGCCCCACCAGUGAAAGCCGAAAACAUUGAGGCGUCUUCAGUGGCCACCAUUAAAACAUUUAACCGCAACUUCCUUCUCCAAGGCUCCUUGGCAAACAGGCCUAAUGAAAGGAAAAGCACCACCAAGGAUUUGAUGGAGCCCAGUCUGGCGUCUGCUGUGAUGUAUUAGUGCCACGGAGCUCCACUGCCAGUGACCCACUGCCUCCGGCCGUACACGACAGUGCCUUGACCCAACAGCCAUCCAAUACUGUACCGAUUUCCACCCGAGGAGGGGGCCUGGGGGGGCCAUGGUGCACCACUGCACAGGGCUGUCCUGAUACCUCACCCAGAAAGCAGCCCCAGACUUGAGCACCGCGGUCUUGCCCACGCGCUGCCUUAGGCUCCCAGGGGAAUCCAAGAGAGAAAACCGAGACGCUGGCUUCCAACAACAGAGCUCCCUGUUCAAAAGACGCAUCUUUUCCGUGUUCGCUUCGCUACUGUGUGUUGUCUUUAAGAUCUCUCUUUUUUUUAAUCCCUUUGAUUCAACUGAAAGUAUAUGUCAAUAGUUAUUUGUCCAGAGGAGAACCGUUGGGAGCUGGGGGGGAUGGAAAGAAGGGAGAUGGAGAUUAUCAUUUAAUUCAUCACCAGUUCUUACUAAUCUCUCAAAACCACGUUUGCCCCACAAAUGCUAAGGAAAAAUGUGCAGAUGUCCCCGCAGUGAACAUCCGGACCGUCCCAUCUGGGGAGCGCGCACCCAGCAAGGAUGCAGGUCUCCCUUCAGUCGCCUCCUUCCUGGGAAGCUCCUCGCUACCCCUCUCCCCACACCACACGACCAUAACCAGUGGCCCAGUCAUUUCCAUCGCUUUGCAAUCACACACCACGGAAUGGAAAGUUCUGACUCACCCACGCCAGGCCCAGGUCUUUCUGAAUCGAGGUCUCAUGGAGAAUUUAGGGUUUCUCCUUGGACUCACUGACAGUUUCCCCACUGUGAAGGGGAGAGGAGCUUGAGAAAGCUCACCAUUGGCGUAACUUUGGGGCGCUGUCUGGAAUCCACGUGAUGCAGCUUAGUGAUGGCCGCGUCUAAAUGGAUUCUAACCACAUGAGAAAAUGUCCUCCAGAAUUUAUUUCCCAGUAGAUAAUUCGGCAAAAGCAGUAGGAUGACCUUACAGGAAAAAAAUGGUUAAAGAAUAGCCUUGGAAAGCUCACAGGCAUGAAAAAAGCAAGGACAAACUGUGAGUUUAACAGACACACGAGCCGACACGUGCUCCACGUUUGCGGUCUCGAAGGCAUGACCGUGUAGAGUGUGCUUGUAAAAGCCAGUGGAGCAGAAUUCCGCUCAAUGAACUGAGCAUUUACAGCCUUUGUUAAAAUUUGUCCCUGAGACAUUCUGAAUCUUAGGAAGAAAGCAAACGAUGGGGGGCAAGGGGAUAGUUUGACCGAAAUGUUUUAAGUGACUGCUUUGAGGAAGGCAGCUUCUUCUCAUCUUCAUCCUUGGAGCAACCCUCUUCAGUAGGUAUCCCCACUUUUCAGACUUGGAAACCGAGGGGGCCAGAGAGAUUAGUUUGCCAAAGUCACACCUCUAAGCCAAGUGUCAUCGGAAUGCCUCCCCAAAGCCUCACCCUGCGUUGGUUUCAACUCCUACCUUCUUUUGCUGCUACACACAUUGCCAGACCUGAUUUGCUGCUGAAAUGUGUGUUCCGAUCCAUUCCUGAUGCGAUCUACCUAUCUUCCGGUGACGCCCUUUGCUGAUCCUGUGUAUGUGCUAUCCAACAGAAGUGACUUCUUUGAAACACAGUAAAUCUUGGCUUUUUGUUCUGUUGGUAUGACUCAAAGCAGACAAAUACAAAUUUUAAAAACACAACAACAACAAAAGAUCUGAGUUCCAAAUCGAAUGUUUCCUUUAAGAGGCAUGAAAAGCAACUAUUGAUGUGUUCCAGUGUUAAUAUUCAGUUUUCUUUGACAAAAAUGUGUACUGUGUAAGCCUUGCAAAAAACAAAAACAAACAAAAAAAAACAAAAAGAAAAAAAAGAAGAAGCCUGCUCUAUGGCAUUUGAAAUUUUAUAAAGGUUUCCUUGUGCCAAAUAAGUGCAAAGAUUUAAUUUACUAUUAAAAACCAUAAGCAUAUGUUAUAGUUUCGGAAGAAUUAUUUUGUCAUCAAGUGAUUUUGAUCUUCAGUGUCAAUAUUUAUAUUUAGAUUAAUUUUUAUAAAUGAAAAUAUUUUAAUGGUUUAAGAAAACGAGGACAAUAAGACCAUAUCUUUGAUGACUUCUGAAAGUUAUGCUUGCCUUCAUGUUAUAUGCACAUCGCCAAGAAUUACUGUCAGAGAAAUGAUAAAGAAGUAAAAGUCAUUUAUGAAAAUAA
Molecule: messenger RNA, 6440 nt
Organism: Felis catus (domestic cat)
Lineage: Eukaryota; Metazoa; Chordata; Mammalia; Carnivora; Felidae
Gene: MYRIP
Product: myosin VIIA and Rab interacting protein
Exons: 16
Coding region: 1804-4269 (821 amino acids)
Biological process (GO): intracellular protein transport
Cellular component (GO): cortical actin cytoskeleton
Molecular function (GO): myosin binding; small GTPase binding; actin binding
Source: RefSeq, a predicted model, not a curated record